GAUGAGUUUGGCGCACAGGUUUGAAUUUGGUUCAAGGGAGCGGCAUUUCAGUUUUACCUCUACUACGCGAACAUGUCAUCAGGCAUAAAACCCACUGCAGAAUGUGAGCGUCUCUACAAGAGCUUGAAAAUGGACAAUUUGUACCGUUAUAUCAUAUUCACUAUCUCGAAUAGCGAACAGAUAAUUGCGUCGAAGGCUGCCCCAAGAAGUGCUACGUAUAAGGAAUUCAAGGAUGAACUGACAUCUCGCAAGGAUACAGGCUGCUAUGCUGUUAUUGACUAUGAGUGUGAAGGAAUUAAAGGAUCAAACCUGAUAUUUGUUUCAUGGGUUUGUGAUUCUCUUCCUGUCAAACAGAAGAUGUUAUAUGCGUCAUCAAGAGAGGCACUUAAGAAAAGGUUUGAAGGAUUAAAGGGUGAUGUGCACGCUGUUGAUCUCGAAGGCGUUGCCGAGUCUGUUAUGAUAAGUAAAGCUAAGGCGAAGUCUGUGGGAUAUUAAAGCAUUAUAUUGUUUCUAAAGCAGUCUUCGCACACUAAGCACUACGAGCACUUCAGUCUACUGCAAUGCUGUUGGAAGAAUAUAACUACAGUUUGUAUACUAUUUGCUGACUACACAUUGUGUCAUGAAAUAAAAUCCGAUUUUUGUAUUACAUUUUGUUAUUCGUUAGAGAGUUAUCGAAGGAAAGCGAUUUCAGUAGGUAUAUGUUUAUGCCUUGUUGUUUGCAUCGUUCUUGACUGUUGUAUAUAUCCUGUAACUUUCAUUGAUGCUU
Messenger RNA from Trichobilharzia regenti, 766 nucleotides. The record is from the annotation of a GenBank genome assembly. NCBI's taxonomy places the organism in Eukaryota, Metazoa, Platyhelminthes, Trematoda, Strigeidida, Schistosomatidae.